AUGGCAUUUAAAGAAUAUUUAAUUUUUCCCAUUAUCUUUCUACUUCUGUCUUAUUUUAAGUUAGGAUUAUCCUUUGAACAGAAUAUAUCACAUCAUGAAAAUCCAAAAUUGACAGAUUUUUCUUACUCCUUUACUAAUUCUGAAAUACUAAAGAAACGUAAUGAAGUAAAAGAUUUGAUCACUUUCGCAUUGGAUAGUUACUUGGAUUACGGUUGGCCAUUUGAUGAAGUUAAACCCAUCUCAUGCAUUCCAAAUCAGAGAAAUUGGGAUGAUUCUACAGAUAUCAAUAAAAACGAUGUUUUAGGGAAUUUUACCAUAACAUUAUUUGACUCCCUAACCACUCUGGCAGUUAUUGGUGAUGUAGAUAGAUUUAAAUCAAUGGUUCAAUUAAUUAAUUCUAUAUACAGACCCCAUGACUACUCUUUUGAUAGUGAUGUGACAAUUCAGAUUUUUGAAACUACAAUACGGAUAAUUGGGUCUUUAAUUUCUGCUCAUCUGUAUGCCAGUGAUCCAAGAAAAAAAGUAUAUUUAGGAAGUGAAUACUUGAAUAAUCCUUUCCUUUUAACUUUAGCAAGGAAUAUGGCAGAUAAGCUAUUACCAGCUUACUUAACAGAAACUGGACUACCGUAUCCAAGAAUCAAUUUAAAAAAUGGAAUUAAAGGAAUACCUGAGGAAUAUCUAGACGAAAAUAAUAUUGCAGGAAUGGCAUCGCCAAUGUUUGAAUUUACUUUAUUAUCGUAUCUUACCUAUGAUUCAAAAUAUGAAUUAGUCACACGGUAUGCAUACACAAAACUUUGGGCCACGAGAACCAAUUUAGAUUUAUUGAUUUCCUCGAUAAAUCCUCAAGAUGGACUUAUUCGCAGUAUGAUAACAGGAAUUGGUGCGUCAAUUGAUUCAUUUUAUGAAUAUGCUUUAAAGGGAAGCAUCCUUUUUGACGAUCCUGAAUUAUAUCAAAUAUGGCAACAAUCUUAUAACGCACUAAAACUCUACUCACGCAAUGAUUGGUUCUAUUCAAAUAUCAUGGUUGAUACAGGAUUUCUAGCUAAUGGUUGGAUUGAUUCCUUAAGUGCAUUUUGGCCUGGUUUACUGGUAUUAGAUGGUGAUAUAGAAGAUUCAGUACGAAAACAUUUGUUAUUUAAUAAACUUUGGAAUGUGUUUGGUGCUAUCCCAGAAAGAUGGGCUUUCAAUCCUACUCCCGAUCAAGUUAUUAAACAUGAAAAAAAGAUACCAUAUAAGAGCUAUGAAGAGUAUGUAUAUGGAUGGAAAUCAAUUAUACCUUUAGAAUGGUAUCCGUUAAGACCAGAAUUUGUUGAAUCCACCUAUUUUUUAUAUAAAGCUACAAAAGAUCCAUUUUACUUAAAUAUUGGUUAUCAAAUAUUAGAUGACCUACAAAAUAAAUUUAAAGCAAAUUGUGGCUUUGCUGGUAUUCAAAAUAUUGAAACUGGUGAGAAACAAGAUAGAAUGGAAACUUUUGUAAUUAGUGAAACAUUAAAAUAUUUGUAUCUUUUAUUUGAUGAAUCCAAUGAAAUUCAUAGCAGUAGAGAUAAUGUCAUUUUUAGCACCGAAGCACACCCUGUAUGGUUGACAAAAAAAAUGAAACAAUUAUAUAAUAAGAACAAAUAUUUUAAUGACACUCUGUAUAUUAAUCAUUUGAGACACUGCCAUGAAUAUGAUAGACAAGUGAAAAAUAUUGACACUGGAAAAUUUGAAUUUCUGUAUCUAAGAUUUAAAUCAGAAAAGUAUAUGAAAUCAGAUACUUUUUAUAUUCAAGGAACCUGUAAAAAUAUUGAAAAAUACUGGCAGAACACUAAGAGAUCGUUACCAUAUUCUUUUAUCCUUAGUAGGACACCUGACCUUUUUGAAGUAGAAACUAGGUACAAGAUUUCCUUCCCAAAUUCAUGGAAUUAUUCAAAAUCAAUCGAAUUGAAUCCAUCAUUUUAUUAUCAAUGGUCUGAUCCAAUUUAUAGCAAGUCAAGAAGAACCCCGACUACAGAAAGUUUUGAGAUAUUAUUAUCAUUUGAUAAUAACUAUACUCCACCCAUAAUUAACAAGAAUCAUUAUAACAAAAUUUUCAACUUUAGUUUUACCUCUGGUAUAAAAAAGUUUAGACUGGAAAAAAUAGUGCCUGGACAAAUUGACACAUAUAAUAAUGUGUUAGAUACAGAUUUUAUAACUAAGACAGACCAUUUUAACGUACCUGAUGAAAAAUUCUGCGGCAAAAGAAGAAGUGGAGAUAAUGGGAAGAAAUCUUUAAGUAUGGUAUACAGAGCUAGUGUUGUAGAUGGACUAAGAUUAGAAGAAAAUGAUAUAAUAAUAUUGAAUGGUACUAAGAUUAAAUCACAGAUUGAUCAGCAGCGUUCCUCUUUCUCCUCCUUUUUUCAGAGAAGAAAAUCUGAAAUAGAUCAAUUUCAACUGGGCUAUAAUCGUGAUAACCAAUUGAUUCUGGGUUGUGUUCCUGUAGUCAAUGUUUAUUUAAUAUAA
This is a messenger RNA of Arxiozyma heterogenica, 2481 nucleotides long. It is a transcript of the gene MNL1, whose product is annotated as alpha-1,2-mannosidase MNL1. The transcript has a single exon. The coding region runs from base 1 to 2481 and encodes 826 amino acids. The record is from RefSeq and is a predicted model, not a curated record. Gene Ontology annotation, molecular function: mannosyl-oligosaccharide 1,2-alpha-mannosidase activity; calcium ion binding. Gene Ontology annotation, biological process: carbohydrate metabolic process; mannose trimming involved in glycoprotein ERAD pathway; endoplasmic reticulum mannose trimming. Gene Ontology annotation, cellular component: membrane; endoplasmic reticulum. NCBI's taxonomy places the organism in Eukaryota, Fungi, Ascomycota, Saccharomycetes, Saccharomycetales, Saccharomycetaceae.